GAUCACAAAAUACGACAAGAAGAAUUAGUAUAUUCGAUAAACUUUCAAUUUUGUAUUUAAAUAAUUCUCGAUAAUUUAUUGAGUUGUAAAGUUAGUUUUAUAAUUAAAAAUGCCCGACCAUUUAGGAGAUGAUAUGAGAAAAGUGAAAGAUGACAAAGAAGAACCAGAAAAGGAAAUAAAAUCUCUCGAUGAGGGGGAUAUUGCACUCUUAAAAUCAUAUGGACAAGGCCAAUACACGAAGAUAAUCAAGGAAGUUGAAGAUGGCAUACAAACAGUUAUGAAGAGAGUCAAUGAACUCACAGGUAUUAAGGAAUCAGAUACAGGACUGGCUCCUCCAGCAUUGUGGGAUCUUGCUGCCGAUAAACAGACGUUACAAAAUGAACAACCAUUACAAGUGGCAAGAUGUACUAAGAUAAUUAAUGCAGAUUCAAAUGACCCAAAGUACAUUAUAAAUGUAAAACAGUUUGCAAAGUUUGUUGUCGACUUGGCUGAUUCUGUAGCACCUACGGAUAUUGAAGAGGGCAUGCGAGUGGGGAUCCAUAUACUGAUGUGGUGGAGCUGUGCGCACUGCUACAAUGUCUGGGCUUUUCCAUUAAAUCUUUAGAGACAAGUGACGGCAACGUGAGUCAAGACGGUGGCGUCAGGACUGUCGUCAUUAAUUGUCAGGCAUCAGGUCUCCACGUAGUCCUAGAAAGCCAUAAUGUUUCCUGCUCCUGCCCGGCGACUAGUCAGCAACAAACUAGUGGUUUUUGGCAAGUGUCAGGAACUAAGGGCGGAAAACAACUUGACAAGGAAUGUGGCAGUUCCCUUCUUGGGUAUCUACCUAAAGUAUAUCGCGAACGCUUAACAAAGGAAUUGCUGGAUAUUGUGCGUUGUAUUAAGGAGAAUAAUGAAUCGGACUUGGAAAAGCUAAAGGAACAGGAAUCACUGGCAAAUAAAUCAGCAAGCAUGAUCGAACUGAAAACCCCAGAAAAACAGCUCUUUCAACUACCGUCGGCUACCCCAACUCGCUAUCGUUCCCUAGAUACACUGACCACAGGUAAAGAUAUGACCGAUGAGAAUUUGCCAGCGCCUGGUUUAUUGCAGAAACAUCUUUCAGAUAAAUCCUCUACCGAUGCCAACGACCAGGAUAAUAAAAAACUGAUGUGCCAGAGACAGAGUACGUACACGUUGUCAUCGACUCCUGAUAGCAUAAGACGGCGCAAUAAGACGUCAAGUCCCAUUCAAGGCCCCGAUAAUAAAAUAUUGGAAAUUCUUAUAUCCGCUGAGAAAGCUGCAGAGGACCUUCGAAAUAAAUUAUCUAAUAUCGUUAAAGAAAUAAAUGAAGAUGGAAAAAAUGAUUCUUCAAUGUGUUCACUAGUUUUGGACGUUUCUAAGAUAUCUAUACUAAAGGGCGCUGAAUCAUCGAAAACGCAGUUCGCAUCAAGUCCAAAUCUUUCAGCCUUGGGAAGCGGCAUCGAAGACUUUUCUAAAUCAAGGCUCAAACGGGCGGAGAGCGCAUCCACUUCCAAUUUAGUAACUAAUAAGCCUGUUUCGAAAGACGGAAAGAUGUCAAAACUUCGUCGAAUUUCACCAAACAUUUUUAAAUUUAAAAAAGACAAUCCCGGCGUCUCCAAAAUUGCGACAUCCCAAGAAAACAAAAGUAGCAAAUUACAACACAACGCUUUGUUCAAACCGAAAAUAGUAACGCCAGUACGUGUUCCAAAAGUGAGCCUCGAACCAAGCCCCAAUCUCAGCGCUACCAGAAAGAAGUUCAGUCAUGUCAAAUCUACAAUACCUAGACCAGCUGCUAAGAAGGAAUAAUUUUACACCUAGAAUAUUAAAUACAACUUAGGAUCGAUUUGUUAAAGUUUUAAAUUCUAAACAAAUAAAAACUACAAAAUAUUGU
Molecule: messenger RNA, 1888 nt
Organism: Parnassius mnemosyne (clouded apollo)
Lineage: Eukaryota; Metazoa; Arthropoda; Insecta; Lepidoptera; Papilionidae
Source: the annotation of a GenBank genome assembly